Messenger RNA from Brassica napus (rape), 989 nucleotides. Its product is annotated as protein DOUBLE-STRAND BREAK FORMATION-like. The coding region runs from base 70 to 828 and encodes 252 amino acids. The record is from RefSeq and is a predicted model, not a curated record. NCBI's taxonomy places the organism in Eukaryota, Viridiplantae, Streptophyta, Magnoliopsida, Brassicales, Brassicaceae. The transcript has 5 exons. Gene Ontology annotation, biological process: meiotic DNA double-strand break formation.
CCGUAUAAUUCAAAAUCAAAGGUCUCACACGGAGAGAAGAUUUGAAGCGCCAAUCACUCUCCGAGAAGAAUGUCGGAGGCGACGAUCGCUGAUCAGAGUUAUCUCUUUCUCAAUCGGAUUCAUGAUCGGAGGUUCGAUGAAGAGUCUCUUCGGAUUCUCGAGCUGUCUCUGGUUGCAACUAACGCGAAAUCGUUUUCCGAUCUUAGAUCCCGACUGAGAGAUUUCAUGAGAUCUGAAUCGUCUGUCAUAUUCAGCGAACUCGCUGGAGAAUCCGUCGUUGCGAAGCUCUCAGUACUCGAAUUCUUCGCUCGUGCUUUCGCUCUUAUCGGUGAUACGGAGAGUUGUUUAGCUAUGAAGUAUGAGGCAUUGACUUUGCGGGAGAUCAAGUCCACAAGCUGUUUGUGGUUAAGAGUUUCACAUUCCGAAUGGAACAACUUUGCAGUCCAGUCUAUGGAACAUGGAUUCCCUUCUAUUGCUAGAAAGGCCUCCGAAAAUGCGCUGCUGGGCCUUAAGAGGGAUAGUCUAAUUGAACCAACAUCAGAGGAGUAUUCUGAAACUUUGGAUGCUGCUGAGAGUGUAAGGAGACUAAGGGAUUCAGCUGCGUCGUUAACAUCUUCACACUCAGUUCAGGCACAAGGUGCAGAGUACUUGAGGAGCAAGGAACUCAGGAUACUAAGCAGGCAAACAAGACCCAUGAAAAAUCUAGAUUCCACAGGUAGCAAUUUGUUCAGAGAAGGAAUCAAUAAGCGAAAUGAAAGGAUGUUACAACAUCUACGUAGCACUCAGAUGAUUCGAGAUUUGGAACCACUACACUCUCGCUGUAUUUGAUGCAACUGGUGCUACAAACCUCAAUGCUCUUUUGAUACUUCAUGACCAUUCAGAUACAGGUCAGCUUUCUUAUCAAACAUUACAACUUAGUUGUUACUAAAGAUCACUUUGUGUUCAGAGAAGAACAUAUGAAGCUUAACCGCAUUGAUGCGCUUGAAUCA